This is a messenger RNA of Cuscuta epithymum, 1092 nucleotides long. The record is from the annotation of a GenBank genome assembly. Lineage: Eukaryota; Viridiplantae; Streptophyta; Magnoliopsida; Solanales; Convolvulaceae.
GUACUAUUGAAAUAAUUCAAAUGGGAAAUAUUGCCAGUUCAAUUUCUCCAUGUUGUCUUAACACAACGUUUUCCUUUUCCCGGUCACCGGUGACGUUGACCUUCCACGACGGCACGUCCCGAAUCAUGACCGGGAAACGCCGCCUGACCGCCGGAGAAGUGAUGUUCGAGUUCCCGGAGUGCAUGGUUUGCCAUGCACACUCUUUCUUCAUCGGUCAACCGCUCCCGGUUCUUUCCAUCGAUGACGAGCUCAUCGCCGGGCAUACAUACUUAGUCCUUCCGCUCGACGCCUUCGCGAGCAACGUCCUCUCUGUAUCCUCUCUCGGGGCAUUAGGGCGCAGCCCGAGACACGGAGGAGGUGGUUCCCCGCCGGUCAACUUCAAGAGCGCGGCGUUUGAACAUAUUAGAGGAUCAAACGGUAGGGCAAUGGUGAAGGUGGUGCCGGAGUUCAUAGUGAACCUUAUUAGUGGAGGGAUUAAAGUGAGCAGUAGUGGUGGUGGAGAUGAAGAUAAAAAUGGUGGAAAGGUUAUGCUUUGUGACACGCCGGAGUUGAAGAAGGUUUAUGAGCAACUGGUGGGGUCGAAAGAUCAAGUGUGGUCUCCGAAGCUUGAUACCAUUAAGGAGUACAAGUUAAGGUAUUCUCCCUGCAGGUUUAUAGGGUUGGAAUGGAAACAUAAAGAAGGGGAGGAGAUAUAUAGCUAGUUUAAUUUAUACAGCUAGAAAUACAUUGUUCAAUAUUUGGUGUAUUGAUCUUAUACAUAGAUGAUCCAAUUGUGUAAUUCUAUUGUAGUUAGGCCUAGGGGUGUGCACCGGUCCAAAACCGGACCGGACCGGACCGGAACCGGUUAGGACCGGAACCGGAAUAAUCAUUUUCUAUGGACCGAAGACCGGACCUGAAUCUAACCGGUCUGGACCGGUCUGGACCUGAAUUUUCCGGCCCAGUCCGGGUUUGACCCUAAUUGACCCGGUUUUAAAAGAAGACAUAUGGAGUAUUAUCUUAGAGUGUUCUUAGCUGACCCCAAAUUUUUUAGGAAUAAGACUUGGAUGUGUUGUUGUUUCAAACUAUAAUUUUAUAUGCAGAUAUGCUAAAUAG